GGGGGACCCAUGGAAAUGGAGCUCCAUUGAACCUCGACAAACGAGCGAAAUGUGGAGGCGCGUUGUGGUGGCAGCGGCGCCAGUGCGGCGGUGGACGGGAGCUGGUCGCCGAAGCUAUGGAUCUGCGCAAAAGGCGUCGUGCGGGGAUGCAGACAAGACUCCCGACGUUUGCUGGAAGUGCGGAGAACGCACAACGUGUUGCUCGUUCUUCUGCAGCGCGUGCAACCACAUUCAACCACUGCGCGCGGAAGGCGCGUGCAACUACUUCAAGAUCUUUGGCAUCCCCGAAUCCUUUGCGAUUGAUGCAAAAAAGGUCGAGCAGCUGUACUGGUCGCUCCAGAAGAAGAUGCACCCAGACUUGUACGGCUCGAAAUCCGAGAUGGAGAAGGAGUUGUCCGUGGUCAACUCAGCGUUGGUGAACCAAGCAUACAACCUCCUCAAGGCCCCGACAAGUCGAGCCAACUACCUCCUUCGCCUGCACGGGAUCGACGCGCUCGGCGACGCCACGACCUAUGUCGAGCCCGCCGUCUUGAUGGAGAUCAUGGAAGCGAGAGAGGACAUUGAAGAGUGCGACUCGAUGGAACACCUGGAACAGCUCAAGGCCGCCAACGCGAGCCAGAUCGAAGCGUGCAUGCACAAACUAACGCAAGCGCUCGACUCGAACCAAGACUUUGCCAUGUCCAAGCAGCUCACGGUCGAGCUGCAGUACUUGGUCAAGCUCAGCGAGGCCAUUCUGGACAAACAGGACCAUUUGGACAAGUGAUUAUUGCCGAAAACCCCCAGUUAACAUGCACACUGGAUAUGCCUCGAUCGGCGCGUGUGUGGCGGCUAGA
Messenger RNA from Aphanomyces invadans, 833 nucleotides. RefSeq names its product Fe-S protein assembly co-chaperone HscB. Lineage: Eukaryota; Oomycota; Saprolegniomycetes; Saprolegniales; Verrucalvaceae. Gene Ontology annotation, cellular component: mitochondrion. Gene Ontology annotation, biological process: protein complex oligomerization; [2Fe-2S] cluster assembly. The record is from RefSeq and is a predicted model, not a curated record. The coding region runs from base 50 to 763 and encodes 237 amino acids. Gene Ontology annotation, molecular function: protein-folding chaperone binding; ATPase activator activity. The transcript is spliced from 6 exons.